Messenger RNA from Coregonus clupeaformis (lake whitefish), 1077 nucleotides. Its product is annotated as cytokine-like protein 1. The record is from RefSeq and is a predicted model, not a curated record. NCBI's taxonomy places the organism in Eukaryota, Metazoa, Chordata, Actinopteri, Salmoniformes, Salmonidae. The transcript is spliced from 4 exons. The coding region runs from base 527 to 964 and encodes 145 amino acids. Gene Ontology annotation, biological process: positive regulation of transcription by RNA polymerase II.
AAUCAGCAGGGGAUCAAAUACUUUUUUCCCUCACUGUAGCUCAGUUUUUGGCCAGCUCCAAAAUAACAAUCCCACAAUUUCAACCAGUGUUAUAACUGUUUAUUACAGAUUCAUAAACUAUCAGUACAUUAAUAAUGAACAGUUUAUAAACUCAGUUUAUGAACUACUUAACUAUUUGUAAAUCCUUUUCAUUAACAGCUAUACAAACGUUAUCAAAAUAUGCUUUAAUACAUUUUGAUUGUGAAGUGUGGAUUGUUACAAAAUGGGAUGAUACACUUUGUUGUCAUUCUGUAUGAUGUUGAUAGCUGAAAGACCACGUGUUUCCAAAAUGCAUAGGAGCGUGAAAUAUUUUUCAUUUCGCGUCAUGUUGCGCUUACUGGAUCUUCGACGUCAUAAUCGCUUCUUUUUUUUUCAGUCCAACUAUAAACUGCAAAGUUGCUGGACGAGCACACUCGUGUUGUAAAGCUCUUGCCUAGCUGCCUAAACACAAGAAGCCUGUUUUGACCGACGCAACAACGGUUGAAAGAUGAGACUCGCACCUUUGUUGUGUCUUUUCAGUUUUAUUUGGUUGGCUGACUGUGCACCACCGACAUGCUAUUCCCGAGUGCUCGGCUUGAGCAAGGAAAUAAUGGAACUUUUGGAAAAAGUACACAAUUAUCAUCGCACGAAAACAUGCGUUGAGAUUCUGCCCAAGAUGUUUCUGGAUGUGCACAAUUCGUGCAUCAUUACCAAGCUCCGUGACUUUCUUUAUGUCAUGGAGAACCUGCCUACGCACUACUGCAGAGAGCGACCCAGGAUCAUGUUGUUGAAGCGCAAAGUCACCAACCUGUACACAAUCAUCAACAGAAUCUGUUAUCGGGACCUAGUGUAUUUUACAGAUGACUGUGAGGCCAUUGAGACUGGCCAGAGUACCCCUCACUACAGAGAGGACAGGCUCCAGCUGCUGGUGGAAGAGAAGAGAUGAGCCCAUCCAGAGACAAACACACAUGCACGCUUGCACGUGCACACACAGCACACACACAGGAAUAGAAUUGUGAGGGCAUGUAAACUCUGUUUAACUCACAAACACACACAUAC